AUGCAUCUCCCUCAACCUCCUCGCUCGCAGGCAGAUAUCAUAGGGCGAAGCGAACUCCGCCAACAGGUCGCGACCCUGCUUCGCCAAUCAUACGAGGCUAGGACGAACCAGGUAUUCGAUAAAGGGAAAGAAAGGAUGCGAUAUGAACUAUGUGGAUUGGAAUGGGUGCCCAAACAUAUACAUGACCAAUGGGGGAAAGGCACCAUCCGCACGUUUGACGAGCUGACGGCGGCGGUCUCCCCCGAGCUGCUGCGUAAUUGGGUGAAGACUCUGGAGAAAUCGGGACCAAAAAUCGUCCCGCGGGACGUCCCGUAUUGGGUCGACAAACAUUCCAAACUCCCAAUUGCGACAGCCAAGUCGAAAAAGCAACGGCAGAAAGUCAAAAAACACGGAGCAGACUCGUUAUUAGCUCCGAAUAUCCCAUCGUCUCUGGCCAGCAGCUCGAAGUUGACAUUGCUAGAAUCCAGUUCACUCGGAAAACGCGGUCGCCACUCCUUCCCUGGUACUGCUGCUGUUGCUGGACCAUCCAACAAACGAGCUAAAAGAUCAGCAAGUCCUUGUCCCGUCGAUACCAUGAAAGCCAACCAUCGGCCCUCCCGCUCUCCUUCCGUAGUCGAGGUUGACCCACCAGACCCUUCGCCUCGCUCUAAACCCUUGUCUCGUACUCGUGUGGAUCAUGAACCCCUCAAAUCCAGACAAAUAGAUAGACAAGCCUCUGCCGAGGAGUCCAAGAUUGACCACGAAAAGCCACUAGACUACUUCCUUUCCCCCACCUUUCCGGGCGUACGUUUUCCCUACGCUGGCCCAAGUAUAGAUUUUGCUGUUCGUGAGGCGGAGCGGCUUCAAGGCAGUCCGGACGUAUCGCCCGAGUUCAAGUACUCGCACCUGGGACACUUGUUGCUCCAAACCGUGGUGUCGCAGACAACGCUACACUCAGUGAUCGGGGCGGCCGGGAUGGCUGGGCCGGGCUCCCUCGCCGCGGAUCUGCAUCUAGUCAACUUCCUGGCGAAAGAGGUCGAGCAUCCGGGCACGGAGGACUUGUUUCGGUAUCUGAGCGUCCUUUUUGCGGCGGCGGCCUCCUUUUCUCGACGCGCGCGACUACAACGUGAAGGGGCUCCACAGCCUGAAGAAGAUUUUGGUGAGUUGGAGGUGGAUCUACGAAACUUGGAGGAGGAAGAAUGGGUCACAAAGGAGCUAGUGAAAGACUCGGAGGCGACAGAUUCAGCGAAAAGGAAGGGAAAGGCACGGAAGGGAAAACGUUAA
Molecule: messenger RNA, 1263 nt
Organism: Mycena indigotica
Lineage: Eukaryota; Fungi; Basidiomycota; Agaricomycetes; Agaricales; Mycenaceae
Exons: 2
Coding region: 1-1263 (420 amino acids)
Source: RefSeq, a predicted model, not a curated record